AUGGCCGACGUCGCCUCAACAAGUCCAUCUGAGACCCAUGUUCCAGACCCCACAAUCGAUGACAGCGAGGAGGCCGAGUCGAAGGAGAUCCUCUUGAUGAAGCAGCGCGUAGAAGAAAUGGAACGCGAGGCACAGAAGCUACGUGAACUGCAGGCGGCUGCAGAAAACGCGAACGGCGGGUCGGUGCAUGAUGGGAGUGAGGCGGGCGUGCCAAUGGAUGCGGAAGACGACAAGUCGAUUUCCGAUGGUCGGAGUGUAUUCGUUGGGAAUGUGGAUUACGGCGCCACGCCAGAAGAGAUACAGGGACAUUUCCAAGCUUGCGGUACCAUCAACCGAGUAACAAUCCUUUGUGACAAGUUCACUGGCCAUCCUAAAGGAUACGCAUAUGUCGAAUUCGCCGAGUCUGAAUUCAUCGAUGCUGCUUUGGCGAUGGACAACUCAUUGUUCCGUGGUCGACUGAUCAAGGUGUCCCCUACCGUGCUCGUGGGAGGUGGGUUUUUUUUUUUAGUUGUGGACACAGUAUCCCUCACUCACGUAUAUCGAGAUCGUCAAUUGAAGGUUGCUUCCACGGCCAACAUGUCUCUAAGAUGUCUGCGAGACUCAUGGCGCUCAAUGUCGACCAAGGUCUCUCCCUACCCGUUCUCUAAAGUCGCCAUAAUCCCCCCACCUCCCGCGGAAGCACCGAGGCCCGCUCUUCUCAAAGGCAAGGGGCUCAUGGCGUACCUUCAGCAGACGCUCCCCACACCCGAGAAACAAAAAAUCAUGAACACCCUCUUCUCGCGGCGACACCCCGACCGCAUUCAACCAGGCAGCGUCCUCGCCGUGACACUCGCGCACGCACCGACGUCGUUCUCCGGCGUGCUCAUCUCCGUGCGCCGGCGCGGCGCGGACACGUCGUUCGUCCUGCGCAACGUCGUGCAGCGCACGGGCGUGGAGAUGCAGUUCUUUGUCAACUCGCCGCAUCUGAAGAGCAUACAGGUGAUGAAGAGGGUGGGCAGCGGCGCGGCGAAGAGGGACCAGAAGGCGAAGAAGGCGAAGCUGUUCUACUUGAGGGACUCGCCCGAAAAGAUGUCAGCGAUAUCGGGGGGUAUUGCGCGCAGUUAG
Molecule: messenger RNA, 1104 nt
Organism: Heterobasidion irregulare TC 32-1
Lineage: Eukaryota; Fungi; Basidiomycota; Agaricomycetes; Russulales; Bondarzewiaceae
Exons: 6
Coding region: 1-1104 (367 amino acids)
Biological process (GO): translation
Cellular component (GO): ribosome
Molecular function (GO): structural constituent of ribosome; RNA binding
Source: RefSeq, a predicted model, not a curated record